UCCUCUUUGUUCACAUUAAUGAUAUAACCACCAAAGAACGAAACUUCCCCAACCAUUAGAAAUGUUUCUUCUCUUCACGGCUUGGGAUUACGUGAAUUCUUCAUUUUCCUAGCAACUGUACAUGUUUUUCCUAUAUAUAUGUAUGUAUAUAUAUAUGUAUAUAUCAUAGACAAGAAAGAGCCGAUUGAAGAAAUGGAAUCCAUGGGAGUGGGAUUCAUGGCAGUCUUUGCUGUUUCAGGAAGCGUAGUUCUUAUUGCUCGCAAAUUCCAUAAGCGCCUCGUCUCUGAUUUCAUGAAGAAGAUUGAAUUCGAAUUGAGUGGGUCAACGAGAUGCAAUCGAAAGAAGAAGGUCAAAUUCGCGGAGGAUGUGAUGGAGCCAUCGUCGAAUAACAAGGAGUACAGAAUGAGAUCAUACCUGAUGAGGCCGGUGAGAGGUGGUGAUGAUGAGAUUGAGGAGGCAUUGGUCAUGGAGGAGGAAGUUGUAAGAAAGGACGGUGGAAAUGUCAAUGUGAAGGUCCACCACACAAAGCCUAUUAAUUGGCAAAUUUUGUAUAAAGGGAAAUAUAAAGCCCUUAAAAGUUACAACAUUUGAUGUUUGUAGGUAGAGGAGAAUGUGGUGAUUGUUUGCUUCCAUUUUAUUUAUUUUUUUGGGUAUUAAGCAUAUCCAAGGCUAGUAGCAAAAUCAAGUAAUCGAAACAGAAAUUUGAUUAUUGCUAUGCCAUUAACACUUAUAUCAUGUCUAUUUUUUCUA
Molecule: messenger RNA, 750 nt
Organism: Tripterygium wilfordii
Lineage: Eukaryota; Viridiplantae; Streptophyta; Magnoliopsida; Celastrales; Celastraceae
Exons: 2
Coding region: 139-591 (150 amino acids)
Source: RefSeq, a predicted model, not a curated record